AAAUAGCAAUGCAGUCAGCAACAAUACUUGCAGAGGAGAAUAAGAAGCUACGUGUAGAAGUCCAGCGUCAACGACGAAAGCAGACUCAGCAGCUUCAACAGGCUCAGCAGAUGGCUGCAGAAGCAGAAAGGGUGGUGAUGGAGGCUAGCCAGAGCCAGGCUGGUGAGCGACGUCAGCGCGCGCCGCCGACGUGUACGAAGUGCCACGUUCAAGGACACACUCAGAUCUCAUGUAAAUCUAUCUAAAGAAUAAUAUCUCUUAAUUUUAUUUUAUUCUACUGCGUUGUUGUAGAGCAGUUGCGCAGA
Bipolaris sorokiniana ND90Pr is the source of this 305-nucleotide messenger RNA. RefSeq lists its product as uncharacterized. The coding region runs from base 9 to 245 and encodes 78 amino acids. The transcript has 2 exons. The record is from RefSeq and is a predicted model, not a curated record. NCBI's taxonomy places the organism in Eukaryota, Fungi, Ascomycota, Dothideomycetes, Pleosporales, Pleosporaceae.